Magnusiomyces paraingens is the source of this 2667-nucleotide messenger RNA. RefSeq lists its product as uncharacterized. Lineage: Eukaryota; Fungi; Ascomycota; Dipodascomycetes; Dipodascales; Dipodascaceae. The transcript has a single exon. The record is from RefSeq and is a predicted model, not a curated record. Bases 1 to 2667 code for a protein of 888 amino acids.
AUGGUUACAAGCAGAUUUAUAUCACUACUGCCAUAUUUGAUUCUACUAUACCAGCUACAGCUGUCUGAUGCCCCCAUGGUAAAUUCAAAACACACUCAGGCUGGAAACUCAGGUCAUGAUGUCAACAGUCCUCAGAAUGAAUCACAUAAUGGAAUAAAUUUUGAAAAUUCACAGUUCACCUUUGUUCCUCCUCCAAUCGCUAAUCCAGGAAGCCAUCCAAACUCAGCUUCGCACACUCCAAAUUUCUCAUCACCUGUCUUUGCAAACCCCAACAUUGCAGAACACCAUCAGAAUGCCCCACAAAAUUUCCCCCCUCGUAUUCCAGGGCCUCAUCCUGGAAUUAUUUUUUCUAACCCGAUGGCAAUGCCUCCGAUACCUUUUAUGCCAGGAUUUUCCAGCAUUACUUCUUCAGUAAAUACUGGGAACUCGGCACCUCCGAGACUUUCACCUGAAUCUGAUAAUUUUGGAAACGCAACAAUACCAAAUUAUGACCAGCGGAUUUCUGAGCUCGAAUUAUCAAAGGCCGCUCAAGAAGAAAAGAUAGUAAAUCUUGAGGCUGAUUCAGAAACAAAAAAGGGAACAAUUGAUGGCUUGCUAAAAAUCAAUAGCCGCUUACAGAAAAAAUUGCAAGAAAUUAUGGAUUCCCAUGCCAAAGCAACAAAGGCUCUUACUGAUUUCAAGCUUGAAGCUGCAAGGCCACGACCUAGCCGACCUAUUCCACAACCACUAACAAUGGAGCCACAGGUUGUGGUGCCUGUAGUAUCAAAACCAGAAACAGUAGUAUCACCAGCAACAACUAAGACUUCUAAUGAAGAUGUUAAUAAACUUCAAGAAAAGCUUGUUGAGAAUGAAUCGAGACUUAAAAUUUUAAAACAACAAAAUGAAUCAACCCAGCAAAUGAUGAAUGAGCUUCGAAAAAAUGCGUCAUCUAACUUGGAGAAACUUAAUCAACAGUUUGAUUUAAACGAUCGUCUUACAGAGGAUCUUCAAGCUCAUGAGUCAAAGAUCAAAGAGUAUGAGGAUUAUGUUGAAGAGUUACAAAUUUCAAUUACAGCCCUAAGAGAGCAACUAGAUAUGGCGCGAAACCUCAAGCUGGAAGAAUUUAAAGAAGCUUAUGAACAAGGUCGUUUAGACAUUAGAGAUUUUUCAGAUGAAGAAGAAUAUGAAGAAGAAUAUAAUCAAGAAACUCAAGAUAUCAAAGGAAAAGGAGUUUCCAACAAUAAGGAGGGAAAUAUGUAUUCUGUUCUUCUUGGUGGCGAUGAUGCUGCUUCUGAUAUUUCCGAUAUCUCGGAUGACGAAGGUUCUGUUUCCAAUGCGGGUUCAAUUAAAAUGAAAAAGCUUGUCGAUAAGGUUACUGAAGAAGCCAAUACUUUGAAAACUAGAUUAGAAAAGGAACAACAAGAGCACAAGAAAAUAGUUGACGAGCUCGAAAAUAAACAAAAGAAACUUGAAGAAUCUCUCAAGAAUUCGAUAGAAACUAGUCGUUCUUCAGCCACUGAAACCAAUAAAGCUUUAGAAACCUUGGAGAAGAAUCUGAAAAAGUGUGAUGAAGAUUACAAAAAUGCAACUGACCGUAAUACCAACUUAUCGAAGAUUUUAAAACUAGUUGAGAAGAAUGUGUUGUUACCUGUUGAAGACUUGACCAAAAGUUUGGAUACAAUUAAAAGUAUUGGAAAUGCUCUUGGCUCAGCACCUGAACGGGCUUCGACCUAUAAGUCAUUUGAAGCGCGUGUCAAGUUUAUCGAGGGUGUUUUAAACAAGGUCAAGAAGGCUAUUGAUAUUGCCAAAAAAGGAUCUGCUGAUGAGCUUCAAACUCUUAAAACAGAUUUGAAAGAUAGCUUAGUUGAUUUCAGCGAUUACCGAGGAUUGAAGAUGAAUAAUGAAAUUAAGGGUCUUCGCACCACCUUGCAUGAACUUCGACGCGCUUUACACAAAGCUACCAAUGCGAGACCAACUGCUUGCAGUCAUCACACGCGUUCCAAGCUACGUGAAAAUAAAACAGCAGUGAUACAUAUCAAGAGUGCUUCAUGUAUAAUCGGUGAUGCCGAGCAUUUAGCCCUCCUACGAAAAAUGUUUGACUCUCUUUUGGAAGAUAAAGAAGAAAUCAAGUCAGUCAAAGUGAUUUCUCAAGCUAAGCACGUUGUUCUAUUGCGUCUUAAUACACUAACGUUUCCUGAGUUGCUAUUCAAGGCCAAAGACCACAGUAAAAUUUUGGAUGCUAUCAUGAUACUCCAUCUGCCUCACUGGAAACAGCUUAUUGUUCACAAUGUGCCUGUGGGACGGUAUUUUUACACAGAUGGUGACUCGAAAGCACAAUCCGAAUCGCAUAAAGUGGUCAUUAGAGGGAACCAGAGUUUUGACAUGGUAGGCAUGUGCAUGCAACUUCAGUUGCUGCUCCAGAAUGGUAAUGUGCGCAAAAAUCAAAACAGCAUUGUUGGACUACCACGAUUUUACAGCCCCUUUGAAUUUUAUGGCGCACGCGACAAGGUGAGCUUAAUUCUAUGUUAUCAGAACGACGUUUUGUUUGAAAACGCAUUGAUGUAUGGAAUCACAAUGUUUGAUGCACCUAUCGUUUUAAAGACUGAACCGGUUAUGGGGCCAUUGAAAAAUGUCUUUUCACAGGCUGGAUUUUUUGCCAUUAUUGAUAGUCUAAAAGAAUAUGAGUAG